AUGGAAUUGGAGGAGCAGGUGAAGGCAGGUACAAGUGAGGAGGACAAAAAGGGCGCGUUGGAACGGCUGAAUAACGCGUUGAGGGAAGAGCUGCAAGAGGCGUUGGAUAAAAUCGAGACGCAAAGGGGCGAUGGCGAGGUGCUGCAGAGGGAGAAGGAGGAGCUUCGGAGAAAACUCUUUCGCAUGGAGGAGCAGGCUGAGGUGCAGUGUGGAGUGGCCGAGGCCAAGGUUGGUAUGUUGCUGCAGCAGGUGGCAGCAUCUCAGCAGGCAGAGCUGGCUCUCAAGAUGCAAGCGGUGGAGCAAGACGGACAGAGGGCUGCCCUUGCACGGGAGUUGCAUGUAUGCCAGGCAGAACAGGCGAGAAAAGCCGCUGACAUUGAAAGGAUUGCUGCUGAGAGGGACGAAUUUGCUGGGGAAGCAGCACAGCUGCGUGUAGAGCGGGAGGUGAGGCAAAAGCAGGUGGAGGCUUUGGUGGAGGCGAAGGAGAGGGCUGUGGGGCAGGCAGUGGAGCUAGCAGCUGCUAACGAGAGAAGUUUUGAUGCGAGGGAGAUAGCUGAAGUGCAAGAAAGGCAGCUGAGGGCAGACCUAGAAGAGGCACAAAAGCAGAUGGAGGUUCUUGUGGGGGAGAAGGAGAGGGCUCAGGAGCAUUUGGUAGAGGCAAGAGCUGCUGAGAGGGAGAAGUGGAGGGCGCUGGAAGAGCAGAGGCGGGCUUUUGAAGACGCUCUUGAGGGAGCGAGGAGAAAAGUGGUGGAGAUUGAAGAUGCUGUAAGAAGGGAGGUGAGAAGGUUGGAAGAGGAGAAGAGGACGUUGCAGGAGGCCCUUGAGGGAGUGAAGAGACAGCAGGUGGAGAUGGAAAAUGCUGGGAGAGAAAGGGUGAGGAAGUUGGAAGGGCAGAAGAGCAGUUUGGAGGAGGUGGUUGAGGGAAUGAAGAGAAAGUUGGAUUAUCUUAGGGGAGAGAAUUUGAGGGCGUUGGGAGGGCUUAAGGAAGAGCUCAGGUUGGAGAGGGAGCGGGUGAUUUAUGCUGCGGGCCAACUGGGGCCAUGUCUGUAUUAG
Molecule: messenger RNA, 1053 nt
Organism: Closterium sp. Naga37s-1
Lineage: Eukaryota; Viridiplantae; Streptophyta; Zygnematophyceae; Desmidiales; Closteriaceae
Source: the annotation of a GenBank genome assembly